This is a messenger RNA of Culicoides brevitarsis, 1155 nucleotides long. Its product is annotated as dynein regulatory complex protein 10-like. Lineage: Eukaryota; Metazoa; Arthropoda; Insecta; Diptera; Ceratopogonidae. The record is from RefSeq and is a predicted model, not a curated record. The transcript is spliced from 6 exons. The coding region runs from base 1 to 1155 and encodes 384 amino acids. Gene Ontology annotation, molecular function: protein binding.
AUGGACAUUGAAGCGGAAAAGAAGAAAAUCCUCGGAGAGAUUUUCGCUAACAACGAAUCCGAAGAAUCUUCAAGCACAAAUCUACAAGAUGUUGAAUUCAAAAUUCAUACGCAUCGAGUCUUGCAAAUUUUCGAUAAUCUCAUCAAAUGCAUGGGACUCAUUUUUUGCUUGCCCGAAAUGAUUCGGAAUCAAGAUUUGAUGACAGCCUACUUUGACUACAUCGAAAAGGAAGAAGUUUCAAUGUUUUGCCAUAUGUUGCUCGAUGACUAUAUGGGAACUAAUCACGAAGGGAUGUCGUCACACUCGAUGCAAGUUCAAAGUAUUUUCGAGAAAAUUAUGAAAUCUGAUUUGAAGAAUGAAGUCCCGAGUUAUAUUGAUUUCAUACCAUUGGAAAGUAAAGAUUUGUAUGAAAAUAUGAAAACACUGCGAAAUUUGGCAAAAAACCGAAUGGAAUUGACAGCAGCGAAGGAAAUGGCAAAAGAAAAAGUCUUGCAUCGAAUUUAUUUAGCAAACAUCAAGAAUCAAGAACGAAUUAAAGUUCUUCAGGAGAAAAUUGACGAACAUGAAUCACAAUUCAAGGAAAUCCUUUCAGAAAAAUACUUGAAAAUUGAACAAUACAAACGGAAAAUCGAAAAAUUGAAGGAAGAGAGCAAAGAUGAAAUUGCAAAACACAUUUUCGAAUCUGACAAAAUAAUGCUGCGCCAAUGCAAAGACAGUGACAGUAAGCAACAUGAAAUGCGAGAAAACGUAGAAGCUUCACGAGAAAAAUAUCAAAAAACAUUAGAUGCUAACUUGAGAACGGAAAAACAGUUACGAGAACGAAAGGUAAAAAUCACUCAACAACUUCAACAAUGGAUUGCCAAAUACGAUAUCGAUGUUGGCGUUCGCACAAAAGAGUACGAAGCUCUCACAGAAAAGUUGAAUGAAGAGGAAGCUACUUUCAAAAAAUGGAUGGAAGAAGAAUUUGAACCGCAAGAAAAGAAUUACAAUUUCCUUAUGGAAGAAAAAGAGGAAGAAGAGCGUCGUGUACAUCAAGAAAAACUAUGGAUGUUCAUGAUGAAUCGAGCAGCAAAACUUAUUCAACGCUAUUGGCGUGCAAUGAUCUUACGUCGGAAGACAAAGAAGGGAAGAAAAGGACGAAAAUCGAAGAAAUAA